Electrophorus electricus (electric eel) is the source of this 1419-nucleotide messenger RNA. RefSeq names its product neuropeptide FF receptor 2. The record is from RefSeq and is a predicted model, not a curated record. Gene Ontology annotation, molecular function: peptide binding; neuropeptide receptor activity. Gene Ontology annotation, cellular component: plasma membrane. Lineage: Eukaryota; Metazoa; Chordata; Actinopteri; Gymnotiformes; Gymnotidae. Gene Ontology annotation, biological process: G protein-coupled receptor signaling pathway; cellular response to hormone stimulus.
AUGGCAGUGUGGUUGCAGGAGUUCAACUCCACUGUCUCUCCCACAUUCCUGUCCACUCUCGAGGACGUAGAAAAUGUCUCGCUGCACUCUAGUAGUCCUCACCCACCUGCUGGCAUCAAUGUCACAUACCUGAACUUCUACCUCCACAAUGCACCGGUGUCAGCCAUCUUCAUCGUGUCCUACCUUCUCAUCUUCGUCAUCUGUAUGAUGGGCAACGGGGUGGUGUGCUUCAUUGUGCUGCGGAGCAAGACCAUGCGCACUGUCACCAACCUCUUCAUCCUCAACCUGGCUGUCAGUGAUCUGCUGGUGGGCAUUUUCUGCAUGCCAACCACACUUGUGGACAACAUUAUCACAGGUUGGCCAUUUGGAAGUUUGGUGUGCAAGUUGAGUGGGAUGGUACAGGGAAUAUCAGUGUCUGCUUCAGUCUUCACUCUGGUAGCAAUUGCUGUUGACAGGUUCCGCUGCAUUGUCUACCCUUUCAAACAGAAGCUCACCAUCUCUACCUCUACUCUCAUCAUCAUCAUCAUUUGGGUGCUGGCCAUCUCCAUCAUGUGCCCGUCGGGUGUCAUGCUCCAGGUCACCAAGGAGAACCGUGUGUCCAUUCUGCUGGGUGAGGGCAAUGGCACACGCCCCUUCUUCUGGUGCCGUGAGAACUGGCCCAGCCCAGGCAUGCGGAAGAUCUACACCACUGUCCUCUUUGCCAACAUCUACCUGGCCCCUCUGACCCUCAUCGUGAUCAUGUACGCCCGAAUCGGGAUUGCUCUCUUUAAGUCACCGAUUCCUACCUUUGCUGGCCGGAUUGGGUCUGACUCUGCCCACGGCUCCACCUCAGGGCCUGGCCCGGGCAAAGCAGGCAGCUGCGAGGGCCGGCAGACAGUGUCAAGGAAGAAGAAGCAUGCAGUGAAGAUGCUGCUGGUGGUGGCACUGCUCUUUAUCCUCUCCUGGCUGCCCCUGUGGACGCUGAUGAUGCUGAGCGACUACGCUAGCCUGAGUGAACGGCAGCACCGGGUCAUCAACAUCUACGUCUACCCGCUGGCCCACUGGCUGGCCUUCUGUAACAGCAGUGUCAACCCCAUCAUCUACGGUUUCUUCAAUAAGAACUUCCGCCGUGGCUUCCAGGCUGCCUUCAAGCUGCAGCUUUGUGCAGCCCAGCGGGGACGGAGGAAGACCUACUCACACCAGGUCCAGGGCAAUGCUGUCAUGCCUGCCAGCAUGCACCUGAGUGAGGAGGGUGAGGGCAGAGCCAGGGGUCCAUAUGCGGGGUCAGGCCUUGGCCAAGGGUUUGGGGGGGUGAGAAAUGGCAAAGGUCUCAGUGAGGGCUGCCACUCUUCGCAAAAGGAGAAAGAGAAGCAUCUAAUUGUGGAGGAUCCGCAAAAGGUGUGUAGGAGGAUUUGUGCACUAAAUAAAGCUCAAGUUUAG